Molecule: messenger RNA, 1943 nt
Organism: Peromyscus maniculatus bairdii (prairie deer mouse)
Lineage: Eukaryota; Metazoa; Chordata; Mammalia; Rodentia; Cricetidae
Product: annexin A8
Biological process (GO): endosome organization; negative regulation of serine-type endopeptidase activity; endosomal transport
Cellular component (GO): cytoplasm; nucleus; plasma membrane
Molecular function (GO): phosphatidylserine binding; calcium ion binding; calcium-dependent phospholipid binding
Source: RefSeq, a predicted model, not a curated record
GGGAGUGCUGGGUGGGGCCUGGGCCUGUGUACACAACCACACCUACUAGCCAGGGAGCAGACGUGUCUAGUCACUGAGUAGAGACCAGCUAGCGAUCUUCCUCUCCCUGGGAAAAGCGUCUGUGAGGCAAACAGGAUGGCCUGGUGGAAAGCCUGGGUUGAACAGGAGGGCGUCACUGUGAAGGGCAGUUCUCACUUCAACCCAGACCCUGAUGCGGAGACCCUCUACAAAGCCAUGAAGGGGAUUGGGACCAAUGAGCAGGCCAUCAUAGAUGUGCUCACCAAGAGAAGCAAUGUGCAGAGGCAGCAGAUUGCCAAGUCCUUCAAGGCUCAGUUUGGCAAGGACCUCACUGAGACCUUGAAGUCAGAGCUGAGUGGCAAAUUUGAGAGACUCAUCGUGGCCCUCAUGUACCCGCCAUACAGAUACGAGGCCAAGGAGCUCCACGAUGCCAUGAAGGGCUUAGGGACCAAAGAAGGAGUCAUCAUUGAGAUCCUGGCUUCUCGGACCAAGAACCAUCUGAGAGAGAUCAUGAAAGCCUAUGAGGAAGACUACGGGUCUAGCCUGGAAGAAGACAUCCAAGCAGACACAAGUGGCUACCUGGAGCGGAUUCUGGUGUGCCUCCUGCAGGGCAGCAGAGAUGACGUGAGCGGCUUUGUGGACCCAGGACUGGCCCUCCAAGAUGCACAGGAUCUGUAUGCAGCGGGUGAGAAGAUCCAUGGGACCGAUGAGAUGAAAUUCAUCACCAUCCUGUGCACACGCAGUGCCACUCACCUGAUGAGAGUGUUCGAGGAAUAUGAAAAAAUUGCCAACAAGAGCAUUGAGGACAGCAUCAAGAGUGAGACCCAUGGUUCGCUGGAGGAGGCCAUGCUCACUGUGGUGAAAUGCACUCGGAACCUCCACAGCUACUUUGCAGAGAGACUCCACUACGCCAUGAAGGGAGCAGGGACACGUGAUGGGACGCUGAUAAGGAACAUCGUUUCAAGGAGCGAGAUUGAUUUAAACCUUAUCAAGUGUCAGUUCCAGAAGAUGUAUGGCAAGACUCUCAGCAGCAUGAUCAUGGGCGACACCAGUGGUGACUACAAGAAUGCCCUGCUGAACCUUGUGGGCAGUGACCCCUGAAGACAUCCGAAGACCAAGGGCAGGAAGUUGAGCCACAGGGCGGGCAACUUCGGCCCUGACCGUCGGUGGGGUGGGGGUGGGGAAACACCUCGUCCAGCUUUUAGUCUCUGUCCCCCAACUUCCGGUGCUUCUCACCCAGUGCUUCUGACCCAGAAGGUGAGACCAGCCUGGGUUCGUCUUUGCACCUCUCCGCUGAGUCUUUUCUAGGUAUCGCACCAGGCCCACCCUAGCAUUACCUCUGACCAAACAGAAACAUCGGCGUGCAGGAACAAGCAGGAGCUUAGGGGUCACUCCUUCCUCCCAAAAAAGCUCCUGGGCACCGGUUACAUAGAUGUCUUGACUCUGACCCAACUACUGAAUCAGGGUCUUUGGAGAAGGAGCCAACCAACAUGGAUUUCUAGCAGGUGUCUUAGCCCAUGAGCUACAUCAUCAGGCAGCCAGUGGGAGUGUCGGAGGAGAGCCCUGGUAUUUUAGAAAACACAGCCAUGGGAACUGAGAAAGAGCCAUAUCUCUGCCACUUGGGAUGUCUGUAACAUUCACUGAUGGACAAAAAUUCUUACACCGUCCUAAUAACAAUCAUUAGAUUAGACUAUGAACCAGUCUUGACCCGAGUCCACUGUAGCCCAAGAGACUCAGGCUUCUCCAGGCCUUGGCCAGUUCAGCUACUUGUUCCCUCCAUGGUGAAGCCUGCAGAUUAGGAAGACACCCAACCCCGCUUAUGAAUCCUGACCUCCUCCUGUGGUCUCCAAGCCUGAAGAAGCUGAGAGAACUUUUCCUAAUAUUCAUUGAGCUUUCAGAACCAUAAAUAUUUGUACUUUCAAAAA